Carassius auratus (goldfish) is the source of this 1644-nucleotide messenger RNA. Its product is annotated as RERG_RasL11_like domain-containing protein. The transcript is spliced from 4 exons. Bases 42 to 698 code for a protein of 218 amino acids. Lineage: Eukaryota; Metazoa; Chordata; Actinopteri; Cypriniformes; Cyprinidae. Gene Ontology annotation, molecular function: GTP binding; GTPase activity. The record is from RefSeq and is a predicted model, not a curated record.
GUGAAGCUCACACUAAACACUCAAGACGUUCAUUUGGUGAAAUGGUUGUUCUGGUCAAACCAAGUCCUCAGCUGGGCAGCAAAGCAAUGGAUGGAAAUCAGCACAAAGUUGAGGCCAAUGUUCUGCUGCUCGGAGCAGAAAAUGUUGGGAAGUCAGCCCUCACUGUGAGAUUUAUCACCAGAAGGUUCAUCGGAGAAUAUGGGGAUAUCGAAUCAAUAUACAGUCAUAUUGACAAAACAGAUGGGCGAGAGAUAGCCUUAAACAUCUGGGACUCACUGUAUCCACAGAGCUGCGAAACAACUGAAUCCAUCAGUGACAAGCAGCUGCAGUGGGCAGACGGUGUGAUCCUGGUCUACAGCAUCUGCGACCGCUCCAGCUUUGAGGUGGUCCGGCAACAGGUGCAGCUCAUCCGGUCGACUAGGAAGCUGUCCGCAUCUGUCCCGAUCAUCAUCGUGGGGAACAAGCGAGACCUGCUGCAUCAGAGAGCCGUGUCGAGUGAGGAGGGCAGACUGUUCGCCCUCUCGGCAGACUGCGGCUUCUUCGAGAUCUCGGCGGCUGAAACCUACCACGGUGUGCUGCUGGUUUUUCACGAAAUCCUGGACCUCAUCAAGGAGUCCAGAGCACUUAAAAAGGGGAUGGUCGGAAUCAAGGGUAUAGUCAGAAGCGUGUCCGCGGUGUUUGGAAAGAAACGAGAGUGAAGAACUGUCAAAGAUGAUGAGCAAGAUGAAGAUACGAGGCCCCUGGCAGCCUAGCAUCUAAAUAGCUGAGAAGAGGACCCCGGCUGAUGGGUUUUUGGGGCAGAAGGGAGUCACUUUCGCCUUAUUAACCUUCAUGGAUGGUGGAAGGAAAAAGAAUAAGAGAGCAUGUUAGAAGUUCAGAGCCCAGAUUUAUGGUGAAGAAAAGUAGAUGAAGUUUGUUACAGCAAGGCGAUAAAAGAUGUGCUGAAGAGAAGUUGGUCACUGGGUAUGUGUAUCAAAAUGAAUCAAGACCCGGCCCGGAUCUGUCUUAGUCCUUGUCAUUUCUCUCUGAAUGAUCCUUCAGCUCUGAACAGAUGAUUUAGAUAAAUUCGAGUGAGCUGCUUUGGACUACAGAUGCCUGAAAUGUAGAGAUGGACUUUAGCUUCCCUGAAUUAUGAGUCUCCACUGACAUUUAGAUGUAAAUUAUUAAAUGUGGGAACUGGGAGGAGACUGUGUAGUAAAAAUGUAUAUAGAUAUUAUAUAUAUAUUUUUUUUGUUUGUUUCCUGGCUAGUUUCUUUGAGAUAGUAUAAAUGUUACUCAAGUAAAGGCACGUUUUAAAGUAAGGUUAAAAUGAUAGCGACACAUACAAACAAUUCAGAACAAUUUUUUUAUACAAAAGAUUACAAAACUAUUGUCAUCCAGUCAGAAUUUAUAUGACGUAAGCUUGUGCUUUUGUUGUUCUUUGGUGUGUACGACAAAAUAGUUACUGUUAAAGUUAUCGUUAUAAUUCUUUCUUGGUGAACAGCCUUAAGCGACGUCACUGCCAUAUUAUUGACCUGUGUGUUAUCUGCCUGAAUCUUUCACUUUUUUUGUAAAUAAACAUGAUGUCAUUUAGUUGAAGACCAUUUUUGAGAUGGUUUUAAUGCUUGUAUCUAAACGAUGGAUUUCAAUAAAGUGAAAAAAAUG